AUGCUGGAGGAAGGCGAGUAUUUCCUCAAAGUGCUGAUCCCCAGCUAUGCGGCAGGCUCCAUCAUUGGCAAAGGGGGCCAGACCAUCGUCCAGCUGCAGAAGGAGACCGGGGCCACCAUCAAGCUGUCCAAAUCUAAAGAUUUCUACCCCGUGGGGGUGGUGGGGGGGUGGGUGGGAGGGUGGGGCGGGGUUGGGUUGUGUGGGGGGGAGUGGUGGUGUGGUGGGGUGUGGGAGGUGGCGGAGGUAGGGGGAUGGGGGGGUGAGGGGGUGGGGUGUUCGUGGGGGGGGGGCUGUUGGGUGGGGGGCGGAGGGGUGUUGCUGGGAUUGAGGUGGAUGGGGCGGGGAGGGGGCUUUGGAGCGGCGCGUAGCGGGGGGGGGUGUGGGGGUUGGGGGGGGGGGGGUGGGGGGAUGUCGGGGGGGGGUAUGGUUGUGGUUGGGGGAGGGUGGGGUGGGCGGGGGGGGGGGUGGGUGGGGGGGGGGUGGGGGUGGGGGUGUUUGGGGGGGGGGGGGAGGGGGGGGUGUGGGGGGGUGGGGAGGGGGGGGGGAUGGGAGGGGGGUGGGGGCGUUGUGGGGGGGGGAAGUUGGGUGGGGGGGGGGCGUGGGUGGGGGGCCGGGUGUGGUUGGGGGGGGGGGGGGGGGUGGGGAUGGGGGGGGGGGCGGGGGGUGAGGGGGUGGGGUGGGUGGUCGUGGGGGGGUGAUAGUGUGGGUGUGGGGGGGGGGUGGAUGGUUGGUUGA
Knipowitschia caucasica is the source of this 735-nucleotide messenger RNA. The record is from the annotation of a GenBank genome assembly. Lineage: Eukaryota; Metazoa; Chordata; Actinopteri; Gobiiformes; Gobiidae.